Molecule: messenger RNA, 2175 nt
Organism: Pogonomyrmex barbatus (red harvester ant)
Lineage: Eukaryota; Metazoa; Arthropoda; Insecta; Hymenoptera; Formicidae
Cellular component (GO): extracellular region
Molecular function (GO): chitin binding
Source: RefSeq, a predicted model, not a curated record
AUUCGUCCCAAUUAAAAUAAAACGUAAGGCAAGAGACCGUAAUAACAGCAUUUAUGCAGCACUUUCCCCAAAACGCAUCAAUUAACGAGUAUCGAGAUCAUUUUCGAAACUUCGAAGCGUAUCGGCCGGUCUCCGGCACUCUCGCUCGUCCCGAGGAUCGGUUGGCCGUGAGCGUGCAACGCGAGGCCGCUAUCUUUCUUCCCACCACGGCGAAAGGGGACCGCCGCUCGCGGUGGCGAGCAAAAGCAAGAGUCAACGUACGUAUACCCGGUUCCGCUGCCCGCGAGGAGCGAGAAUACUACCAGCGGUGUGCCAUCGAAAGGAUUCUCUUAGUGCGAGGCUUCGAAGCAUCGGAACCGGCAAACGUCACCAGCGUUGUUUCGGAGGACGAUGGGGAUGAACUACUAUCGAAUAUGAAUCUGACAACGUUCAAGGAAAGAUACCGAAGGUUAAUACCCUACAUGACUUUUUACGUCGCCAACAAUUACUUGAACACUCAAGCUGCGUUAGCACAAAAUUAUGCGAACGAAUUGUCAGGUACCUUGCUUCAGAAACUCCCGUUGCAGCAACCUCUAACUCAGUUCAUUGCUAUGUCGAGACAAGAUGGUAACAAAUACCGCGUCAGUUCACCCAACCAAGACAAGAAAUUCGUUCCGUCAGUGCAAUUCGAUCCCAGAAAUAUCGGAGGUGACAACGACUAUUUCGCGCCAGUCAAAUAUAACGCCAAGGUCAACUACGCCGACUAUUCCACUCCGUCUUAUCAGUUGUAUCAGGUGCAAAAGACCUAUCCCGAAAUUACUACGCCUGCCAGUCCGAUCCUGCACAAGGGCAAUCGGUACUUCGUCACUGCAAGACCCUCCUUACGACCUUUCGCUCCCGUGGUUAAAAAACCGCUGCUCGGCAACCCGCAGGACGAUUACGAUCAGGAUUACUCGGGAAGGCCGUCGAACGCCGCUGUUAAUUAUCCCAACAAGGAAUUCGAGAGAUUGAGAUACAUUCCGUCGGUGCACGCGAAUGUGCAGCCGGUAAAUCCGACAGUCGUCUCGCAGGUCUAUCGGAAGCCGAAUGUGAACAAUCUGAUCGAGAGUUUCCAACUGUCUGAGCGACUACCGGAAAUGUUGAACAAAGACAACAUCGAUAGUAGCAUCAAAACCCUCGUGGAGAUUCUCAAUAUCUUGCACAAUACACGGCAGGAAGAUUUUCCGCAACUGCAAAGACCAUCGCUACCACCGCCCUCGCCACCCAGAGUGAUCGGCUACGUUUACAAGCCGAAAAUAUAUACGCGACCGAAAGUGAUCACCGAGACGAGAUUCCAGGUGACACCGAACCCUCUGCUAAUCACCGACGAUCCCGAAAGAUAUAAAGCGACGGACGACGAUGACCAAAUCAAAUCGCCACUGCAAUCCGAUUACAAUAUAAAUCAUGUAAAGGAUGAAAAAAUAGAAUACUACAUACCCUAUGUUCAAGAGGUCUCGACCGAACCCAAGCAACAAAAACCCAAACCAACCCCCUCGCCUGCAACCCCCACUGAACACUCGUACGAGAUCACGGAAGACUUGAGCGAUGACAUCCUGCAUGACGAACGGUACACCCUGCCAACCGAGGCAUCGACGAGUAAGGAAUACGUAACACCGAACGAAGUAACACGCCCGGGACCGAAAAAGCCGCAGCCGGCGUUAAAAUACGGUGCGACACGCGGAAAACCCAAUGUCGACUAUCCUGCAUACGCGACUAUACCGGAAACGAAAUUCAGUUGCAAGGAGCAAAGAUACAAAGGAUUUUUUGGCGAUCCAGCAACUGGAUGUCAAGUAUGGCAUUACUGCGAUCUCAACGGCGGUAAAUCGUCGUUCUUAUGUCCGAACGGCACGAUAUUCAGCCAGGUAGCAUUAACCUGCGAUUGGUGGUUCAAUGUAAAGUGCGAAACGACUACUCAAUUAUACGUGUUAAACGAACGUUUGUAUAAAUACAUUCUACCAAUUAUGCCCAAAUUUCCCGAAGAUUUUACCGGUCCGGAAGUAGAUCGAUAUUUGGAACUCAAGUUCAAAGAAAUGGAGGCGAAAAUGAAGGAAAAGAAGUUGAAAGAGAAGAAAUUGCAGCAAGAGGAGAAGAAUAAGAACAAGAGCAAGUCACAAACGGCGGACGAUAACGGCGAAGAAUAAACAUAGAGCGUUAAAU